AGAGACCAGCAUGGAAGGCUCAGUAUAAAUAGCAGCCACCUCUCUCUGGCAGGCAGGGACCCGCAGCUCAGCUACAGCACAGAUCAGCACCACGAAGCUUCUCACGGGCCUGAUUUUCUGCUCCUUGGUCCUGGGUGUCAGCAGCCGAAGCUUCUUUUCGUUCCUUGGUGAGGCUUUUGAUGGGGCUCGGGACAUGUGGAGAGCCUACUCUGACAUGAGAGAAGCCAAUUACAUCAACUCAGACAAAUACUUCCAUGCUCGGGGGAACUAUGAUGCUGCCAAAAGGGGACCUGGGGGUGCCUGGGCCGCAGAAGUGAUCAGUGAUGCCAGACAGCAUUUCCAGAGACUCACAGGCCAUGGUGCGGAGGACACGCUGGCUGAUCAGGCUGCCAAUGAAUGGGGCAGGAGUGGCAAAGACCCCAAUCACUUCCGACCUGCUGGCCUGCCUGAUAAAUACUGAGCCUCUUCACUCUGCUCUCAGGAGACCUGGCUGUGAGGCCCUCAGGGCAGGGAUACAAAGCUGGGAGAGGGCACACAAUAGGUAUCUAAUAAAUACUUAAGAAGUGGAA
This is a messenger RNA of Pongo pygmaeus (Bornean orangutan), 569 nucleotides long. Its product is annotated as serum amyloid A-1 protein-like. NCBI's taxonomy places the organism in Eukaryota, Metazoa, Chordata, Mammalia, Primates, Hominidae. The transcript is spliced from 4 exons. Gene Ontology annotation, cellular component: extracellular region. Bases 194 to 460 code for a protein of 88 amino acids. The record is from RefSeq and is a predicted model, not a curated record.